Cutaneotrichosporon oleaginosum is the source of this 542-nucleotide messenger RNA. RefSeq lists its product as uncharacterized. The record is from RefSeq and is a predicted model, not a curated record. Gene Ontology annotation, biological process: microtubule-based process. Gene Ontology annotation, molecular function: dynein intermediate chain binding. Gene Ontology annotation, cellular component: cytoplasmic dynein complex. Lineage: Eukaryota; Fungi; Basidiomycota; Tremellomycetes; Trichosporonales; Trichosporonaceae.
GGGGGGGGGGCCAGGAACCAACACGUGUCGAAUAAAGUGGGGCAGACAGCGAAAAAGAUGGGAGAGUGGGGCAGGAUACUCCCACACACCUCCACCUUCGCGCCCCACUCAUGCCACUCAUUCCAACAACACGUCAACUGCCCUCUCCCACUGCUUCCUCCCUCCCUCCUCUCCUCUCUCUUCACCAUCAUCCUACCCACCAUGGCCGACAACUCCGUCUCGCCCAACGCCGAGGCCAUCAUCAAGGCAGUGGACAUGUCAGAGGAAAUGCAAAAGGUCGCAGUCAAGGUCGCCGUCGAAGCGCUGGCAAAGUACACCGUCGAGAAGGAUGCGGCCAUGAUUAUCAAAAAGGAGUUUGACCGGCUGUACAGCACGACCUGGCAUUGUGUCGUGGGAAAGCACUUCGGGAGCUUCGUGACCCACGAAACCAAGAACUUUAUCUACUUCUACCUCGGCCCCAUCGCCGUCCUGCUCUGGAAGACGUCCUAGACCUUCUCUGUCUCCGCUUCGAUUCUCGGGCUCGUGUAAUAGAGGGAUGCCAG